Molecule: messenger RNA, 1645 nt
Organism: Salvelinus fontinalis (brook trout)
Lineage: Eukaryota; Metazoa; Chordata; Actinopteri; Salmoniformes; Salmonidae
Product: pro-interleukin-16-like
Exons: 6
Coding region: 117-1118 (333 amino acids)
Biological process (GO): leukocyte chemotaxis; induction of positive chemotaxis
Molecular function (GO): CD4 receptor binding; cytokine activity
Source: RefSeq, a predicted model, not a curated record
CUCUUAUCGGCUCUGCUCUACUCUGCUCUACUCUACUGUUAUCUGCUCUGCUCUGCUCUGCUCUACUAUUAACUGCACUGCUCUGCUCUACUCUAUUCCAGGUUUCCCAUGCCCUGAUGCGUUCCAUGCACUCCCUGCUCCCCUCCCCCUGUCCUACUAGGCCAGGUAACCCCGGGUCAGACCCACACCCUGCAUCCCCUCUAGUCUGCAGCCCGGAGGAGCCCGACCCGGCCCAGAACACCCCCCUCUCCCCUGGCCCCGACAGCAAUGAGAAUAGCUUCUCUGUCAGCCUAUCUGAUCUGAGGCAGUGUACCAUUGAGCGGGGGGAGGAGGGAGGGGACCUGGUCUCACGCCCAUCUCCGUCAGCAUGUGCCCACUCUGUUAUCUCAGCCAUCCCUCCACAGGAAAUACAGACCAUGAUCCAGGAAGUGAAAGCUCUGGAUGAGGAAACACUGAAGCAAUUUGAGCACAUCCAAGUGGUGAUUCUGCACAAGGAGGAAGGAGCAGGUCUGGGUUUCAGCAUUGCAGGUGGGAUAGACCUGGAGAGCAAGGCCACCACAGUACAUCGUGUUUUUCCCCACGGCCUGGCGGCUCAAGAGGGGACCGUGGAGAAGGGUGACGAGGUGCUGUCCAUCAACGGCCAGACACUAAGGGGUGCGACACACGCUGACGCCACCGCCACGCUGCGCCAGGCCCGCACCAUGAGACUGGCCGUGGUGGUGGUGAGCAAGGGGAGAGAGGGAGGAGGAGGUGGGAACAAGACUGAUGAUUCCUCUGUCAGCAGUAGCAGUACAGACCUCAACCCCACAGUGGAGGAUGGGGGAGCCAUGCUGACUGUGGAGCUGGAGACAGGAGGAGGGGGUGUGGGCUUCAGUUUGGAUGGAGGGAAAGGCUCUAUCCAUGGAGACAGGCCUCUGGUCAUCAACAGGAUAUUUAAAGGUGGUGCUGCGGAGCAGAGCGGGUUGCAGUCUGGUGAUGAGCUGCUGCAGGUCCAGAGCACCUCCCUCCAGGAGCUGAGCCGCUUCGAGGCCUGGAACAUCGUCAAGGCUCUGCCUGAGGGGCAUAUCACUCUAGUCAUCAGGAGGAGGAAGGAGGAUGAGGCAGAAGGGUCUGCCUGAGGGACAUCUCACUGUAGUUAACAGGAGGAGGAAGGAGGAGGAUACUGAGGAGUUACCCUUAGACACUGAUUUCAGAUUAGUUUACACUGUUUAUACUUAAUUGAUUUCCAGAUACAAUAGGUCCCUGACUACCUACGGAGGUAGUCAGAAAGAUCUGAUCACAAUUACACUUCUUUAAAAAUGUGGGCACAAUCAGAGUGUGGACAAGAUCAGGACAAAGGACUAAUGUUAGCACCAACUAUAAACGGGGCUAUUGAUUCUCAAGAUUUGGCCACGUAUUGAUUGUGGCCACAUUUGUAGACAGGAGUCCGCAAUUAAAAUACCUAUUGUGAUUGGAUUGUGAUCAGAUCUUCCUGAUCACCACCGGAGGUAGUCAGGCACACAUGUUGUCUGGAUAUCUUCCAAGUGUAGACGGAUGUGGACAGGGAAACCAUUUAAAUCAUCAUUAUCCCUCUAAAAUCUUUGACAGGUGGCGCCAUCGUCUUAUGGCAUCAAUAUGAGUCUUUAAAUAAAGAAAAUACAUAUUA